Messenger RNA from Amphibalanus amphitrite, 2833 nucleotides. Its product is annotated as ATPase family AAA domain-containing protein 3A homolog. The record is from RefSeq and is a predicted model, not a curated record. Gene Ontology annotation, biological process: mitochondrion organization. Gene Ontology annotation, molecular function: zinc ion binding; ATP binding; ATP hydrolysis activity. Bases 515 to 2329 code for a protein of 604 amino acids. NCBI's taxonomy places the organism in Eukaryota, Metazoa, Arthropoda, Thecostraca, Balanomorpha, Balanidae. The transcript has 12 exons. Gene Ontology annotation, cellular component: mitochondrion.
AGCCUCAGUGCUAUGUUCAGCAUGGUACUGACUUGACGUAAUAGGUCACCUCCAAUUGGUGGAGCGCGCGUACACCACGCCAUCCACCAAUUAAAGUCACGGUUGUUUGCAGAAUUGGCCUUGAGAAUAACAGGUGAACACGAAGCUGUGCGCUAGGUUUGUGACAGCCGCGGGUAUUAUGGAAUUUCAAAAUAGAGCAUUUUUUGUUCACUUUUUGUUUCAAUGAUAUACAGCGAUUCUGUAUUUCUGUCCUUAUGAAUUAUUAUGGGAAAAAUCACACAAUUUUUAAAGCAAAUUUAGUAAAAGUGAAGAAAUCUCAUUCAUUUUCACAGCAAAUCUUUGAUACUCUAUUUUAACAAUCUCUACUAGAGACAACUAUGGCUCGCUUUAGACGAUACUUCAUGCUUUCUUCGAGUUGGCUUCGAGGAGCACCCGGCGCGUGUGUGGUGGUAAAUGCCAAGGUGUAGCGCGCUGAGCGGACCCCAUCUCGCCAGUGCCAGGCCCCGCAGCAGUCAUGUCGUGGCUGUUUGGGAUGAACAAGAAGCAGGAGGUGCCGAUGUUCCCGUCGCCGCCGUCCGAUGGCGGACAGGACGGCGGUGGUCAGGGCGGCCAGCCGGCCGAGCCCGCCGGCCGACCGCCGGCCUCCACCUCUAUGGAGGCCUACCGGUUCGACUCGUCUGCCCUGGAGCGCGCCGCGCAGGCCGCCAAAGACCUCGAGAAGUCGGCUAACGCGCACGAGAUCCUGGCGGUGACGAAGCAGCAGGAACAGACGCGCCAGCUGGAGCAGCAGUCGCGCAUCAAGGAGUACGAGGCGCACAUCGAGCAGGCCAAGGUGGAGCAGAUGCGCGCGCAGGGUGAAGAGCGCCGCAAACUGCUGGCGGAGGAGACCAAGCAGCAUCAGCAGCGCGCCCAGUACCAGGACCAGCUGGCCAGAAAACGCUCGGAGGACCAGCUCCUGCAGCAGCACCGUAUGAACGAGGAGAAUCUCCGCAAACAGGAGGAAUCCGUCGCCAAACAGGAGGCACUACGAAAAUCUACUCUGGAGUACGAGAUGGAGCUGCGGCACAAAUCGGACAUGAAGAAAAUCGAGGCUGAGAUGACGGCACGUGCCAAGAUGGAUCGCGAAAACCAGGAUCUCACGCUGGAGCAGAUUCGCGUCAAAGCCGCCGAGAAACGUGACACCGUCCUCAACUCCAUCAAGACGGCCGGCGCGGUGCUCGGUGAGGGCAUGUCCGCCUUUCUCAGCGACUGGGACAAGGUAGCGGCGGCCGCCGGCGGCGUCUCCUUGCUCGCACUCGGAGUGUACACAGCGCGCGGCGGCGUCUCCGUCACAGCGCGCUAUAUCGAGAACCGGCUCGGCAAGCCGUCCCUGGUGCGGGAGACGUCCCGGUUCUCGCUGUUUGACGCGCUGCGCCACCCGUGGGCGACUGUGCGCAGCCGGCUGCAGAAGUCCGAGGCGGACGCGCUGUCCGGGGUGGUCCUCGAGCCGGGACUGGAGGCCAGGCUCAGGGAUAUCGCCAUUACCACAAAGAACACCAAGCGGAAUAAGGGCAUGUACCGGAAUCUUCUCUUCCACGGCCCUCCCGGCACGGGCAAGACACUGUUCGCCAAGAAACUGGCCAAGGCGUCCGGUAUGGAUUAUGCCAUCCUGACCGGCGGCGACGUGGCACCCAUGGGUCGGGACGGCGUCACCGCUAUCCACAAGGUGUUCGACUGGGCCAACACGUCGCGAAAAGGUCUCAUCAUGUUCGUGGACGAGGCGGACGCGUUCCUGCGGAAGCGCAGCUCAGAGCACAUCUCGGAGGACCUGCGCGCCUCCCUGAACGCCUUCCUGUACCGGACGGGCGAACAGUCGGACCGGCUGAUGCUCGUGCUCGCCUCCAACACACCCGAACAGUUCGACUGGGCCAUCAACGAUCGUCUGGACGAAAUGGUGGAGUUUGCUCUGCCGGGCCUUCAGGAGCGGGAGCGGCUGGCCCGCCUCUACUUCCAGAAGUUCGUCCUCGAGCCGGCCACACAGGGCGCCAAGCGGCUGAAGGUGGACAAGUUCGACUACGGCAACGUGGCGUCGCGGAUAGCGCUGAUGACCGCCGGCCUGUCGGGUCGAGAGAUCGCCAAACUGGGCGUGGCCUGGCAGGCGGCCGCCUACGCCAGCGAAGACGGCGUGCUCACCGAGAAAAUGGUCAUGGACAGAGUCGAGGACGCCAUCCGCCAGAACAGGAAAAAGAUGGAGUGGCUCAGUGAAGAGGAGCGGCGAGAGGGCAAGUCGGGCGUCCACUCCGACUCGACAGCGACACCUCAAUCGUCGCCCGCGCCGGCAUCGGUCUGAUGUGGAGUCGAGCCGGGGCGGUAUCGGCCUCCACACCGACCGCCGCUCCCCGGCACCUAGCAGCCAGUGACGCGGCCGACGUUCAGCGCCGCCCCAGCGCCGCGUCAGCAUCAUCAUCGGAAGUCGAGACAGUCCAGGUGGUCAGCCAGAGAGUUUAUAGUGUUAUUGUGAUCGCCACUGCACGUAUGAGAGUGACCUGUUUUGAUAUGUGAGCCCGGCGCCGGGCCGGGCGGUGUAUUUGGUAUGGUGUGGCGGCCGGGUGGCCGGUGCGCCGUCUCGCGGGCUGCUGACUGCCCUGCCUCUCCUGGUACGCCUCCGUGGGGCAGCGUACCGGCCGCCGCCCGCCGUCCGUCUGCGAUAGUGAUUGGGAUCGUGACGAGCUGUAUGUUGUACAGGAGUUAUUGUGGUGCAACUUGUGUACUGUGCUACUGUCAUUGUAUGUUGAAGCGAACUAGCCGCGUUGAAAGCGGUCAUCGUGAUACAGCAAUACAUAACCAAGUCGGA